Messenger RNA from Scaptodrosophila lebanonensis, 7070 nucleotides. RefSeq names its product ATP-binding cassette sub-family C member Sur (gene Sur). The transcript is spliced from 23 exons. Lineage: Eukaryota; Metazoa; Arthropoda; Insecta; Diptera; Drosophilidae. The record is from RefSeq and is a predicted model, not a curated record. Gene Ontology annotation, cellular component: membrane. Gene Ontology annotation, biological process: transmembrane transport. Gene Ontology annotation, molecular function: ABC-type transporter activity; ATP hydrolysis activity; ATP binding.
AAAAUGGAUCAGCAUUUCCAGUUAAUACGCUGCGAUCAUUUGUACGAUCGCAUCAUAUACGAUACUUUAAGAACCGAUAUUUGUGGCAUAGACCGAGCGAAAUAUCUGCUAACAUGUCUGUCCAUCAUAUUUUUGAUCUUUGGCUGCAUUUUUGUGUGGAGAAAAAAUGGAAAGUGCCAUAAAACUCUGUUAACAUUUCAUAAUAUACGGGCAGCUGUGUCGCUGCUGCUCCUGGCCAUUAAUAGCCUGGAGGUGGCCCGCAGUCUGUUGCCGCAACGGCAUGUCGAGCAGUUGAAUCGACUCUUCGAGCAGACCGACGAGCGGAAUGUUUUGAUUGUCAUUGGAACGGGAGCGGUGUGGAACGCUUUUGCCGCCAGCCUGUUCACAAUUAUGCAAAUGUGCUAUCAUCGUUUGGUGGAGCGCAAGAAGGCGGCAGGGUUUCUGUACUUGAGCUUGGGCUUGGAAGUGUUGAUAUUUGUGCUGCGCAUUGACGAAUUGGCCGAAUUGGUUUACUACGAGGAUAUGCUAGAGUUGGAAAUGUUCCUCGCGUGCUCGACAAUGUUGAGCUUAAUAGGCCUGGCCACCAUUGACGGAUACACCAUUUACAGAGAGCGUUAUCGCCCUGAUUACUUGGAGGACUACGAUAAAAUAGGCUACAAGCAUACACUGGCCACAUUUUACUCCAAGUCCUGUUUCUGGUGGCUGACGCCGCUCUUGCGCUUUGGCUAUAAGGUGCCAUUGGAGCUCGAGGAUUUGGGCCAAAUGCGUUUGGAGGAUAGCGCGCGUGCGCAUUAUGACCACUUUUUAUUGAUUUACAAAACUGAGAAGGUGAAGAACGCAAAUACACCGCCAUCUUUGUGGUAUUGCUAUAUGAAGAAUAGUUGGCGGAUGUUUGCAUUGGGCGGCAUUUUAAAGCUGGCCGGUGAUUUAUUUGCAUUGAUUGGUCCACUUGCCAUACAGCAAAUAGUGCAAUAUAUCGAAGUACUCUAUGCGGAUGCCCAAUCGGCGGUAACUAAUCAGAAUGCUCCCAAUAUUGUUGCCGAUUUUGCUGCUGUUGAUGUUGAUGUUGAUGAUGGUGUUGAUGUUGAUGUGGACGCGGACGUUUUCGUGAGAAUAUACUAUGCCUACUGGUCGGAUUUGGUAACAAAUGGUUGGAGCAUCGCUUGGAUUGUUUUGUUGGCCGCACUCACACAGGCCGCAUUGUCCCAGGCCUCCACGCAUGUGCUCAAUAUGACGGGCAUCAGGAUUAAAACAUCGCUACAGGGUCUAAUUUAUCGCAAAAGUUUGCUGUUGAACGCCAGCGGUUGUGGCAACAAUGCCAACAACUCUGCCAACAAUGCUGACGACGAUGUUGCGGCAAAUUCUGCUACUAUUGUGCAACAAAAUGGUGACACUAAGUUCACUGCUGCGGCGACCGAUAAGCCUGCAAAUAAAUCACUUGCAAUUGCUUUACCCUGAACAGCGCUGAACGAUAUAGGAGCCAUCACGAAUCACAUGACCGAGGACACGCUAAACAUUAUGCAGUUCUUCUGGAUUGCACAUUAUGCUUGGGCCAUACCAUUCAAGAUAUCCGUGGUCAUCUAUUUGCUGUAUCUGAAGCUGGGCAUAAGUGCGGUGAUUGGCGCCAUUGUGUGUAUAUUAAUAAUGACGCCAUUGCAAUUUCUCAUUGGCAAAGCCAUGUCCGAGAACGCCGAAGUGAUAGCGAAAUACACCGAUGAGCGCCUAAAGAGAAUACACGAUACCUUGAUAGGAAUAAAAAUUAUUAAAUUAAAUGCCUGGGACGAGGUCUUUCUUAAGAAGAUAAAUGCAGCGCGAAAGAAGGAGCUAAAAUACCUAAAUAAGGAUGCCAUGUACUGGACUUUGAUGACGAUUCUCAUGCACAUUUCCACGGUACUCAUCACUUUCGUCACGCUGGCCGUUUACGUGUAUUUACCUCGUAAUGGGAACUUGGAUUUGGAUGCCAGUCGCUUGUUCUCCGCUCUGGCGCUGUUCCAACAGCUCACGGUUCCGCUGCUCAUCUUUCCCAUAACAGUGCCAAUUAUAAUUGAGGCGCGUGUUUCGACACGUCGCCUAGAACGUUUUCUGCACGCACGAGAAAUCCAAAAACAAUUCGAGGGCAUACGCAACAUGGCGCGCAUUCUGAGCAAAAGCGAUGCCUCCCUGGAUAUGUACGAGACGCAGGAGAAGUCCAACCUGACAAUGCGUACGGCCCAGGCGGAGAACAAGUUGAACGAGCAGCGACUGGCCCUGCGGAUUCGCAUUCCUGAGCAAUCGGCGCCCUUGGCACAAUCGGAGCCCAUCACGCCGCUACUCCAGAGCACUGGCGAGUCAUCGGAGGAGAAAGCCCCGAAUCCGUUUUUCCAUGAGCAGCGUCAUCACAAGGUGCUUGUGCAGCAGCGCCGCGAGCUCCUACGUAAUACACCCUAUGUGGCCAUACGGCCGCCCAAAUUGGGCGCUGGCUCUUUGGACAAAAGCGUAGACCAGUUUUCGGUGGUGCGCGCACGGAAUACGGACAGUUGGCGUCGUGAUUCGUUGCUCCUCAAGAUGCCCGAAGAUAUUGCAGUAUCCAUUAACGAUGGGUUGUUCACCUGGCAGCCACAAAGUCAGCAACUGCCGCACGUCCAGCUCCAUGUCCUCGAGAUGGCCAUACCCAAGGGUGGCCUUACGAUAAUUGUGGGGAAAACUGGCGCAGGCAAAACAUCACUGUUGUCGGCAUUGCUAAUGGAAAUGCCUCUCCUGGCGGGGAAUAUGUUCUGGCACAAGACUUCCACCAUUUCCUAUGUGCCUCAGCAGCCUUGGCUCCUGAACUCCAGCAUACGUGAGAAUAUACUGUUCGGGGAGUGCUUCCGACCCAAGCGCUACGAUUUUGUGCUGGAUGCGUGCGCACUAAAGCCAGAUAUUGAACUAAUGCCCCAUGGCGACUUCACCAUAAUUGGCGAGCGGGGCAUCAAUUUGUCCGGUGGCCAGCGGCAACGUAUUGCCAUAGCCCGUGCCAUUUAUUCAUCGGCUAAUGUGGUAAUCAUGGACGAUCCGCUGUCAUCGCUGGACAAUGAAGUGGGGCGGCAUGUUUUCGAGCAGUGUGUGCGUCAAAUGCUAUUGAAAUCGAAUCGAACCAUCAUUCUGGUGACACAGCAAUUACAGCUGAUCAAGGAGGCGGAUUAUUUAAUUGUGAUGAAAGAUGGUCGUCUGCAGGCUUGCGGCAGUUACAAGGAUAUUGAGCUGAAGCAGCCGCAUAUAAUCGCCAAAUGGAACUCAAUAAUUGCCAAAGCAAAUGCAAAGAACCAGCAACAACACAGCGACGCCUCCCUAGAACGCACGGCACGUGAACGCUGGAAACUGUUCAAAAACGUGAGCAAAUUGGGACUACAGCGUUCGAUUUCAAUGACGUCUGAGACGAGCACAAUUGCCGAGCUCGAUGUGCCAACAGAUGGUGGAGGUGUUGGCGCUACCGUGUCAAUGUCGGGUAAUAACAUGCAAGCGGAUGCUGUUGAUGGUGCGAACAGGCAGGACGAUGAUGACGACGACGACGAUGAUGAGUUGCCCGCGACACUGCCCGGCACGGGUGCGGGACUGCAUCAUGGCAGCAGUUUUAAGCUGCAACGCAAACGUUCCAGCGUCUAUGGCUCGCGGCAUCUCAUCUACGAUGUGCCGCUGCCCAUUGAUGAGUGCCAGACUGAGGAUGUCAUAAUGCGACGCCGGCGUCGUCCAGCCUCGCUGCAGCGACGCACGAACAGCACCCGUGCUGGCAGUUCCACCAACUCGUGCCAUCGUCUGAGUGGGAUAAGCACAGCCACAGCCACAUCGACGUCGAGUGCCAGCAGCGGUGAUUUCCUGAGACGCAGCGUCCUCACUGCCAGCUUCAGCAGCUAUGCAUCGAGCAGCGGGGAUUGGGCAGAGCUGAAUGAAUUGGUGAGUGCGACGCCAGCCAAAAGUGUGGUGAGUGGGGCACGCGCCCAAUCGUGGCAGCCCGCAACGCAACAAUCGAAGUCACAACAUCAGCCGGUCACACGGAACGCAUCCUCGCCACCGGCCAUGGAGGCCAUCGAUGGCAUGGAUGAGCUGCAGGAGACGUUACCGACUCGAGGCGGCUUUCAGCAGUUCCUUCGGCGCAUGUCCAUGCGUAGGUCCAACAAGCCAAAACAUCAUCAUCGGCCCCUGAGCGCCACCAAUUCGAUAAUUAGCAUUUCUGAGGAGUGUAGCGCCAGCGCCUUACUGCCCACCAUCGAGCUGAGUCCUUGCACCCCCGAAGCUGGAAAACUGACGCCACCUGCCAUUGACUUGAGCAAAGUGCAGACAACAACAAAUUGGUUGGCCGAUAUUGAGGCACAAAAGCAGGAGGAAACGGAGACAGAAUCCCAGAAAAUAGCACCGACAGCAGAUGCUGUGACGAUGCCGCCCAAGCGAGUGAAAUAUGUCAAUAUUGACUACAAAGCAGUGACAGCGAAUGGUUGCAACCGGAGCGAGCCACAAAACGACAUUGACGUGGCAAACGUGAGCCAAGUGCAGUCGCAAACGGAUGCAAAUGCCGGAGUUGGAGUUCCACCUUCACCUGAACCCGCACCUGCACUUGCACCUGCACCUGCACCCACAACUGGCGGCGAUGCUGAACGCAAAUAUGGUCAGAUAUCGCAUCACAUAUAUAUGCUGUACAUGCGCGCCUCCGGUCUACCCAUAAUCAUUACCUUUUUUAUCACCGCACUAAUUUGGCAAUGUUUGCGUGUCUACACGGACGUUUGGCUUCAACGUUGGACGAAUCAUGUGGCUGUGGCUGUGGCUGUGCCUGCUGGUGAUGUGGAACUGGACAUGGAUCUGGAUGUGGAUAUGGACCACGAAGUCACGUACUACUUUUGUAUGUAUGCAACAAUUUCGUGUGUUUGCAUUAUAAUGGCCAUGAUAUCAACACCGGCCGGACAAUGGGCCGGAUGUAAUGCCCGUCGUAAUUUGCACGAUAAACUGUUGCAAACGAUUUUGCAUAAAAGUUUGCACUUUUUUCAAGUGACACCGCUCGGACGCAUCGUGAAUCGUUUCAGUAACGAUAUGGCGAUCAUUGAUAAGAAAAUCGCUGCAACAAGUCAACGACUGUUACAAUUUACGUUGCUCUGCGUGUUCGCCAUAUUGAUAAAUGUGAGUGUGACGCCCUGGUUUUUGGCUCUAACGUUGCCAAUUUGUGGAGCCUAUUAUUUUAUACAGAAGUUCUACAGGUGUUCGGCGAGGGAGCUGCAGCGCAUUGAAAAUUCAACAAACUCUCCGGUCAUCUCACAUCUGUCGGAGACAAUACAAGGUGUGACCACAAUACGAGCGUACAAUCAGGAGGCACGUUUCACAGAGAUACUCUUCAAACGUCUCGAGGCGAACACAAUUGCAUUUACCAUAUUGAAUACCAGUAAUCGUUGGUUGGGCAUAUCAUUGGAUUACUUGGGCGGUUGCAUUGUUUUUGUGGCCAUUGUGACGGCCCUGGUGACGGCAAGCGUCAGUUGCAGCAACUAUGUGAGGGAGAGAGGGGAGCUGGCUUAUGCCGUCAAUAAAAACAUGCCAACAGUCGACUCGAAGGAGACAGCAGGCGAACUGACACCAACACCCUCGCUUGUCGGUCUGGCCAUAAACUACACGUUGUUGGUGCCGAUUUACCUUAAUUGGGUUGUAAAACUUUGGGCCGAUAUGGAGAUGUAUGCGGGCUCGGUCGAACGCAUUGCAUACUAUGCCCAGCUUGAUGAGCAGCAGCAGAAGGAGCAGCAGGAGCAGCAGGAGCAGGAGCUGGAGAGCUCUGAGCAUGUGGAAGUUGUGGAAAUCAGCAAUGAAGUCGAUAGGUCGUCCUUUGCUGACAAACUUUGCCCAGGCGCACCGUCAGCUGCCGUUGAUGUUGAUGGAGACGGCGAAUCUGAUAAAUUAAAUGCAGGCAUUGCAGCCGGCGACGGCAAUCACUUAAACUUGCUCACGACGACAGUUGUUGACAAGUUGGAGGCGUCUCCGGCCUGCAGCACCGUCGCUGCACCGGUGAUUAAAGAUAAGGAAAUGCCAGCACUGGGAGCUGACAAGGUCGCGUUACCUAAUGAGCCUGCAACACGGCAGCGGGAACGACGGCAUCGCUCCGUCAAGCGCUACCAUAGCGUUCCCAUCUCUUGGCCCCAGCGUGGCGACAUCGCGUUCGAAAAUGUCAGUUUGCGUUAUGAAGGACAAAGGCAGGAUGUUAUCAAGAAUUUAACAUUGAAAAUACCAGCAGGUCAAAGGAUUGGCAUCUGCGGCCGCACGGGCAGCGGCAAAUCAUCGCUGGCCCUAUCCCUAUUCGGUGUAUUGCAAACGACAAGUGGCCAGAUACGUAUCGAUGACGUGGACAUCGAGCAAAUCCAAGUGGACGAGCUGCGCACGCGAUUAUCAAUAAUACCACAGGAUGUGCAUCUGUUCAAUGCAACAGUACGUGAAAACCUAGAUCCGCACGGCUAUUAUUCGGAUUUGCAAUUGUGGAAUUGCCUCGAAUUGGCGCAGCUCAAGGAGUUUGUCAAAGUGCAGUUGCCGGAGGGUUUGGAUACUGAAAUCAACGAUGUCGGCGCCAACCUGAGCGCGGGACAUCGACAAUUACUCUGCCUGGCACGUGCCAUUCUGCGAGGGUCUGUCUGUCUGGUGCUGGACGAAGCAACAAGUACGCUCGACAGCAGCACGGAGCAGGCGCUGCUCAAGGCAGCGGACAAGGCGUUCAAGGGUCGCACAAUUAUAACCAUUGCCCAUCGUCUCAGCACCAUACUCGACUACGAGCGUGUUAUUGUGCUCGACCAGGGCUCCAUUGUGGAGGAUGGCAACCCUAAGCAGUUGCAGCAGCAGCCCAACUCUGUCUUUUACGGACUGCUGCAUACGGGCGCUGGCGAUGAGGGGCCCUCCUCGGCUCCAAGCGGGCUCCUCCUCCAGCCCAAGCAGGGGUUCGGCGGUCAGUCGUAGUCUGUUUGGCAUUUUUAUUUCUAUAUGUAUGUAUUGAUGUACUUAAGUGUCCCAGUGGUUUAGCUCGAAUGUGCCAUAAAAGUGAUUUUUAUAUGUAUUUCUGUAUGCUAUAUGUACACUAGCUGAUACAAGUAUUUGAA